Messenger RNA from Fusarium coffeatum, 1992 nucleotides. RefSeq lists its product as uncharacterized. Gene Ontology annotation, biological process: carbohydrate metabolic process. Bases 1 to 1992 code for a protein of 663 amino acids. Lineage: Eukaryota; Fungi; Ascomycota; Sordariomycetes; Hypocreales; Nectriaceae. The transcript is spliced from 2 exons. Gene Ontology annotation, molecular function: carbohydrate binding; hydrolase activity, hydrolyzing O-glycosyl compounds. The record is from RefSeq and is a predicted model, not a curated record.
AUGUUUUUUGACGACAAAACCCGACUUCGUUACAGAUACGAUGCCGAGGAGCUCUGGAUUGAACCAUGGGGCCCCAAUGCAUUCCGAGUGAGAGCCACCAAGUCCGCAAAGAUGCCACAACAGGACUGGGCCCUCCAACAGCUCAAGGAGAUAACACCCAAGAUCUCAAUCUCAGAUGAUUCUGCAACAAUCACUAACGGCAACAUCAAAGCCCGCAUCUCCCGGCUUGGGAAGCUGAUCAUCGAGACUGUAGAUGGCAAUGUCUUGCUCGAAGAAUACUGCCGCAACAGACGAGAUCUCAUCGAUCCAAAGUGCAGUGCUCUUGAGGUCGAGGCUCGUGAGUUCAAGGGUAUUCUUGGAACUGAAAACUACCACUUAACCAUGCGGCUUGAGAGUGUUAGUCCCAAUGAAAAGAUAUUCGGAAUGGGCCAGUAUCAGCAGCCGUGGCUUGACUUGAAGGGCAUGGAUCUUGAACUGGCCCAUCGCAAUUCCCAAGCAAGUGUCCCAUUUGCUGUGUCAUCACUUGGAUACGGACUCUUGUGGAAUAAUCCAGCCAUUGGAAGAGCUGUCUUUGGCAAGAAUAUCAUGUCAUUUGAAGCCUUCUCAACUCAAGUUCUUGACUAUUGGAUCGUUGCAGGAGAUUCACCCGCCCAAAUUGUGGAAGCCUAUGCAGACGCUACUGGGAAAGUGCCCCUUAUGCCCGAGUAUGGGCUUGGCUUUUGGCAGUGUAAGCUGCGAUAUCAAACGCAGGAGGAGCUCCUCGAGGUUGCUAGGGAGUACAAGCGGCGGGAGAUUCCGAUUGACCUUAUCGUGAUUGAUUUCUUCCACUGGCCUAAGCAGGGUGAAUGGAAGUUUGACUUGGAGUACUGGCCUGAUCCUGAUGCGAUGAUGAAGGAGCUCAAAGAUCUUGGGAUUGAGCUCAUGAUUUCUAUUUGGCCGACUGUUGAUAAAACCUCGGAAAAUUAUGAGUAUAUGGUAGAACAUGGUUACUUGAUCCGUGUCGAUCGAGGUGUUCGCAUCGGACUUGACUUCCAGGGGCAAACUGUUCAUAUCGAUACCACCAAUCCAGACGCCAGAAAGUACCUAUGGGAAACCGUUAAGAUGAACUACUAUACCAAAGGCAUCAAGACAUUCUGGCUAGACGAGGCAGAGCCAGAGUACGCAGCAUAUGACUUCGAGAAUUAUCGGUACUUCCAAGGCUCAAAUGGAUCAAUUGGAAAUAUAUACCCCGUUGAAUACGCCCGAGCUUUCUAUGAGGGCCAGGAGGCAGAAGGACAGCAGAACAUUGUCAACCUUCUCCGUUGUGCUUGGGCAGGUAGCCAGAAGUAUGGCGCCCUUGUAUGGAGUGGUGAUAUUGCAUCGUCAUGGGGUAGCUUCCGCAAUCAGAUAUGCGCCGGUCUAAACAUGGGUCUGUCCGGGCUGCCCUGGUGGACAACAGAUAUUGGAGGCUUCCACGGAGGCGAUCCUGAUGACGAGAGCUUCCGAGAGCUCUUCGUGCGAUGGUUUCAGUGGGGUACAUUCUGCCCCGUGAUGAGGCUGCAUGGCGACCGUGAACCUCGCCAACCACAACACGGAACAACGGGUGGAGCGACUUGCUGCAGUGGUGCUCCCAACGAGGUCUGGUCCUACGGUCCCGAGGUUUACGACAUCUGUGUGAAAUACAUCAAGAUGCGUGAAGAACUUCGACCAUAUACCCGAAAACUUAUGAAGGAAGCCCACGAGAAGGGAACACCAAUCAUGAGACCCCUUUUCUACGAGUUCCCAAGCGACGAUAAAUGCUGGAGUAUUUCGACUCAGUACAUGUAUGGCGACAAAUACCUUGUAUGCCCCAUCCUCAAGCCAGGUCAGACCAACAUCGAGGUAUAUCUCCCUCAACUUCCGCAGGGUGAGAAGUGGUCUUCAUUCGAUGGUGAAUCGUCUCAUGAUUCGGGCAAAACUGCUGCGGUGGACAGUCCUUUGACGAAGAUGCCGGUCUUUGUAAGGGGCGGAUAA